Molecule: messenger RNA, 2358 nt
Organism: Microsporum canis CBS 113480
Lineage: Eukaryota; Fungi; Ascomycota; Eurotiomycetes; Onygenales; Arthrodermataceae
Product: potassium transporter hak-1
Exons: 12
Coding region: 1-2358 (785 amino acids)
Biological process (GO): potassium ion transmembrane transport
Cellular component (GO): membrane
Molecular function (GO): potassium ion transmembrane transporter activity
Source: RefSeq, a predicted model, not a curated record
AUGGCAGCAGGCUACGUUCCCGUUGAUGAAAAUGACGGUGACACUGAUAGUAUACGCUCAACACACGUAACUCAAUGCGAAGAUACCAUCGAACAAGGCUAUGAAAACAUCCCCGUAUCUGCAUCUGUGUUAAUCGGCUCAGGGAUCUCGCUCCACCCCGAUUACCGCCACGGAUCACCUUCGAGUCGUGUGGAUAGGGAGAGCAGCCUCCCAUACUCCGGCGAAAGUGACAGUCUUUUAUACUUAGAGCACCAUCCCACAGUACCGCAACAGCAUGGUUGGGCUUCUCUGUGGCUGGCCUAUCAAUCGAUCGGCGCCAUAUAUGGAGAUAUCGGAACCAGCCCGUUAUACGUCUUUUCAGCGACAUUCUCAACCCAGCCGGUACUGAUUGAUUUGAUUGGAGCCUUGUCACUUAUUAUAUGGGCUUUGUUGCUUAUUGCAACUGUCAAAUAUGUUGGAAUAGUGCUCUGUGCAAAUGAUAAUGGAGAGGGAGGGUCCUUUGCCCUCCUUUCUAUAAUUCGAAAACAUGUACAACUUGAUUGGCGUGAUUCCAAAGCUAAGGUUGAGGAUAAGUGGAAGGGUGGAAAGGGCUUCAAUGCAUAUGUUAAAAGAUGGCUAAUGAAUAGCCCUGCUGCUAAACGCAUGAUUACUAUUCUCGCUGUAUUAGGUGUCUGCAUGGUCAUGUCAGAUAGCGUUUUGACACCGGCACAGUCCAUUCUCGGUGCUGUUCAAGGUAUCCAAAUCGCAGCACCAGACACCUCAUCCCAUACUAUCGUGGGUAUCGCUUGUGCCCUAAUAGUCAUCCUCUUUGCACUCCAACCGAUAGGAACAUCGAAGCUGAGCAACUAUUUUGCUCCCGUUGUCACGAUCUGGCUACUAUGCAAUACGUCCUUUGGCCUCCUUAAUCUGGUGUGGUACGACUAUUCUGUUUUGAAAGCCUUUUCUCCAACGUAUGCUAUCUCAUUCCUGCUCCGUAAUGGAUUCGCAGGCUGGAAAUCACUCGGCGGUGUCCUCCUGGCCUUUACAGGCGUUGAAGCACUGUUUGCCGAUCUCGGUGCAUUCUCAGCAAAGGCUAUCCGAGUCUCGUGGCUCUGUUUCGCUUUGCCAUGUUUGUUGAUUAUAUACAGCGGCCAAGCUGCGUAUAUCAGCGAACAUUUAGACGCCUUUGAAAACCCAUUGUUCAAGUCGGUUCCUCUAGGCUUAUAUUGGCCCACUUUAGUGCUAUCCAUGAUAACAUCAAUUAUUGCCUCACAAGCAAUGCUUACUGGUAGUUUUCAACUGAUAUCACAAGCUGUUCGUCUGGGGUAUCUUCCAAAGCUUACACGUGUGCACACAUCAAAGCGAAUAACUAGUCAGAUAUAUAUACCAUUGGCCAACUGGUCCAUGAUGGCCUGCGCCCUUGCGGUUACUAUUGUUUAUCAGAAUACAACGAGACUGGGCAAUGCUUAUGGAGUAUGUGUAGUUGGCGUUAGUUUUAUUACAACAUGGCUGGUGACGCUGGUUGCUAUUGUUGUUUGGAACGUCCAUUUCCUCAUCGUGAUCCCGAUAUCACUGUUCAUAGGAUUUGUUGAUGUUCUAUUCCUCUCUGCUGCCCUGGUCAAGGUCCCGUCGGGUGGAUGGUUCACGCUCGUCUUAGCUGCAGUUCUGACAACUACCCUUCUAGUCUGGAGCUAUGGCGAAGGGUCCAAGUGGGCUGCACGGAAGGACGAGAGGGUAUCCCAAGCAAUAAUAUAUCCAAACCCGGAUGGCCAGCUGAUGCUGUGUGAUGAAAAUGCAGACCAACUUGUCAAGAGGAUAAAAGGGAUUGGGGUGUUUCUCACCGACCACGACGCCGGAUCUCCUUCGGUAUUUAAACAUUUCGUCCACAAGUUUGAAUCCAUGCAUGACAUAUCCAUCCUUCUCCAUGUUAAGCGUGCCCUGAGAUACACAAUAGCCGACGACCGCCGAUUCACUUUAAGGCAAACAGGAAUCCAGGGGUUAUUCCACGUUACUUUGCAAUACGGCUACGGGGAUAUCGUCUCUUGGAACUUUUUUGAAAGAGAUAUACUCAAUGAACUGGGAUCCGUCACCCCUCCCCACCGCGACGGCCAGGACGUCGAGUCCCCCUCGAUCACUUUCUCCCCUCUCACGCAGGAAUCAUCCACUAUGAUCCCACUCACCAAGCGAUCCUCCACAACGAAAUCCAUCACAUAUAUAGUUGGGAAGGACAAGCUAUACCUCCUUCCAACCUCGAACCUGAUCCGCCGUGUAUUUUUAUGGGCAUUUAUCCGCCUCAAGAACCGUGAGAAGACAAAACUAGAUCAUUUGAAUGUGCCGGUGGAUAGGUUGCUGGAAAUUAAAUUUUCAAAGGGAAUAUAG